Jaculus jaculus (lesser Egyptian jerboa) is the source of this 2062-nucleotide messenger RNA. Its product is annotated as pantetheinase. The transcript is spliced from 7 exons. NCBI's taxonomy places the organism in Eukaryota, Metazoa, Chordata, Mammalia, Rodentia, Dipodidae. Bases 358 to 1938 code for a protein of 526 amino acids. Gene Ontology annotation, molecular function: hydrolase activity, acting on carbon-nitrogen (but not peptide) bonds, in linear amides. The record is from RefSeq and is a predicted model, not a curated record.
ACCAAAAGAGAAAAUUUGGACACAGCAUGCAUGGCAGCUUGAUACUCAGGAAGAAGACAGCCAUCCUCCAGCCAAGGAAGGAAGCCUAGAACACCCUCGCAGCCCUGAGAAGAAACCACUGCUGCCGCCAGAAUACAAUGCGUCUGCAUUAGUCACACUACCCGCCUUGUAGCAUUUUGCUAGGCAGCCGCCCAGAGAAACCAACACUGCCUGUUUCCUGACUUGCUGUUCCUGUGCUGUGUCAGUGAGAACACAAGGUCUUUGUGCCCUGAAGACUGUAUGAAGGCACAGAGUUCUCUUAAAACCAGUCUGAAAAGUUUAGUUUUCAGAUAGUAAGUUCUCGGGACCACGUGACCCAUGCUUGCUUUCUAUAAAAAGCUAGCCGGGCGGCAGUCUUUGGACUCCAGCAUGCUUGCCUCUCGGUGGCUGCUCUGUGUGGUCUCCUCUGCCGUCUGUGUCUUAGAAGCCAGCUCUCUGGACACCUUUGUUGCAGCUGUGUACGAGCAUGCAGUGAUCCUGCCUAAUAUCACCCAGUUACCAGUGUCUUCCGAGGAGGCCCUGGCAUUAAUGAAUCAGAAUCUUGAUGCCUUGGAAAGAGCAGUCACAUCCGCAGCAAAGCAGGGUGCGCAUAUUAUUGUGACACCAGAAGAUGGCAUUUAUGGUAUGCAUUUCAGCAGGCAAGCUAUCUACCCAUACUUGGAGGAUAUCCCUGACCCUCAAGUAAACUGGAUCCCCUGUAAUAACCCUGACAGAUUUGGCUACAACCCAGUACAAAAAAGACUCAGCUGCUUGGCCAAGAGCAACUCUAUCUAUGUUGUGGCAAACAUAGGUGACAAGAAGCCAUGCCAUGCCAGUGACUCUCAUUGUCCCCCUGACGGCCGUUACCAAUACAACACUAAUGUGGUAUUUGAUUCUCAAGGAAAACUGGUUGCACGCUACCACAAGCAAAACCUCUUCCUGGGUGAGGAUCAGUUCGAUGCACCCAGGGAACCGGAGUUUGUGACUUUCAACACCUCGUUUGGAAAGUUCGGCAUUUUCACAUGCUUUGAUAUACUCUUCCAUGACCCUGCCGUGACCCUGGUAAAAGAUUUCCAUGUGGACACCAUCCUCUUCCCCACGGCUUGGAUGAAUGUUCUUCCACAUUUAUCAGCCAUUGAAUUCCACUCAGCAUGGGCCAUGGGCAUGGGGGUCAACUUCCUUGCCUCCAAUAUACAUUACCCCACAAAGAGAAUGACAGGAAGUGGCAUCUAUGCACCUGAGUCCCCAAAAUCAUUUCAUUAUGAUAUGAGGACAAAGGAGGGGAAACUCCUCUUCGCACAACUGGACUCCCACCCACACCGCCCCGCGGUGAACUGGACUUCUUAUGCCAGCAGCAUAGAAGCACUUUCAGUGGGAAAUAAGGAGUUUAAGAGCAUUGCCUUUUUUGAUGAGUUCACGUUUGUGGUGCUCAAAGGAAUCGCAGGAAAUUACACCGUCUGCCAGAAUGAUCUUUGCUGUCACCUAAGCUACCAGAUGUCUGAGAAGCGAUCUGAUGAGGUUUAUGCCCUUGGGGCAUUUGAUGGAUUGCACACCGUUGAGGGGCAGUACCAUCUGCAGAUUUGUACUCUGCUGAAAUGUAGAACCAUGGACCUAAGCACCUGUGGCAGUUCAGUUGAUACAGCUUCAACCAGGUUUGAAAUGUUUUCCCUCAGUGGCACUUUUGGAACCCAGUAUGUCUUCCCUGAGGUGUUGUUGAGUGAAAUCAAGCUUGCCCCGGGAGAAUUUCAGGUGUCAAGUGAUGGGCGCUUGUUGAGCUUAAAGCCAACCUCUGAACCUGUCUUAACAGUCACCUUGUUUGGGAGGCUAUAUGAGAAGGAUUCAGCAUCAGGCAUCAGAGUACAUUCACUAAUAAUAGUGUUGAUGGGUUUGAUAUCUAUUAUAUAUGCCUUAUGUUGGUAGAAAUAUUUAAAUUUUUGCCUGGUGUGGUGGCGCACGCCUUUAACCUCAGCACUUGGGAGGCAGAGGUAGGAGGAUCACCACUAAUUCAAGGCCACCCUGAGACUACAUAAUGAAUUCCAGGUUA